Messenger RNA from Tachysurus vachellii, 1779 nucleotides. It is a transcript of the gene pmelb, whose product is annotated as premelanosome protein b. The record is from RefSeq and is a predicted model, not a curated record. Gene Ontology annotation, cellular component: melanosome. The coding region runs from base 1 to 1689 and encodes 562 amino acids. Gene Ontology annotation, biological process: melanosome organization. NCBI's taxonomy places the organism in Eukaryota, Metazoa, Chordata, Actinopteri, Siluriformes, Bagridae. The transcript has 12 exons.
AUGAAGCUAUUUUCAACAAUUUUUAUAUUGCUCUUUUUUUCAGUGGUCCUGUCGAAGCAAUUCCAGAAAAACAAGUCCACAGCCAGAUUUAUACGCUACCAGAAAUGGAACACAAAAAUGUACCCGGUGUGGAAGAAUGGAGACCCGCGUUACACGAGCAGCUGGACAGGUGGAGAGCUGAAAUUUGAUGUCCGUAAUGAUGCCCCAACUCUCACUGGUGCUAAUGUCACCUUCACUAUUGACAUAAUCCUCCCAGACAACCAGCUGGUCCUACCAAAUGAGGAGGUUGUUUGGAGAAAAAACUGCUUUGUAAAUGGUAUCCAACGUCAUGAAGGUGAGCCUGUCUACCCUCAGGAAUCCAUUGAUAAGCAGGAUGCCGUUUUUCCCGAUGGAUCUCUGCUUCACAAGCAUGGAGCCCAAAAAUCACCUUAUGUGUUUGUGUGGAAAACCUGUGGAAAAUACUGGCAGGUGAGCGAUGGUCUAUCUUCCUCUCUGACCAUCAGCACUGAAGGCAUCCACUUGGGCUCCUAUGUAAUGGAUGUGGUUAUUUAUCACCACAGAAAAAGAGACAAAUUCAUCCCAAUUGGCUAUGCUUCCACACAGUUUUGUGUCACUGACCAGAUCCCAUUUGCUGUCACUCUCACACAAGUUAAUGAUGAAGAUGAAAGAGACCAGACAUUUAUCCAAAACCGUGCCAUUGCCUUCUCCAUUGCCAUCCAUGACCCCAGUUCUUACUUGGUCAACUCUGAUAUAACCUUUAACUGGGAUUUUGGAGAUGGGAGUGGCACAGUGAUUUCAAGAGAACUCACACUCACCCACACCUACACCAAGACUGGCUUCUUUAAACCCCAUGUUGUCGUCCAGGCUUCCAUUCCAAAUCCGUCCUGUCGUACUCCUCCAAAUACAACUCCAGUUACUAACCCCACCGCUGAUGCCUUUGUCUCUGAGAAGCGUGCAGGGCCUGUUCAGCUUAUCUCGACUGAAAGCGCAUCUAAGGACAUGGAACAAUCCGGUUCAUUCAGUGAUGACCUAAAAACAGCUCCCCAUCUGGUCACUGAUGGAGUAACGGAUUUGAAGACUACUUACCAAGAUACUACUGUAUUCAAAAAUCCCCAGCCACCAAAUUUUGAGCAGGACUGUGUGGUCUACCGCUACGGCUCCUUCUCCACACGGAUCACAGUUGUUGAGAGCGUUGAGGACAUGCAGAUGGUCCAGGCUGUCAGUGCUUUUCGUGAACAAAACACUGUAGAUUUCACCAUUUCCUGUCAGCAAAGUUUGUCUGCAGACAUGUGCACUGUGAUAUCCAAGUGCCUUUCUCAAAGCAAGACCAUCUGCAGUGUUAUAAGCUCUUUACCAGAGUGUCAGCUCCCUCUUCGACAUCUGUUCAAUCACUCUGGCAACUUUUGCAUUAACGUGUCAGUGACUAAUGACGUCAGCGUUUCAGUCAGUAGUACCAAGAUAAACGUUCUCACUGGUUCCAGGUUCAUCAUCAUAGGAACCCUGGCUAUGGUACUGGGUAUCAUGGCAGUUGCAUUAGCAAUAUGGAUCUUUACCUACAAGCAUCUAAAUCUCUACCAGCCUCUGUCUGAGAUUUCUGCAGCUGGAAUUACAUAUUCAAUUCUCCUUUGUGGUUUGAUAAAGCAGAAGGCAGCACCGAAACACUCUGUUCUUCUUCACAGGGCAGCGUGAACAAGCAUUUCCAGCAACAGGGAAUAAUCUAACAGCUCUAUAGACCAAAUUAUGGCUAUAAAAACCUUUUCCUUUAUUGUUAUUUUUUUG